Molecule: messenger RNA, 1741 nt
Organism: Myotis myotis
Lineage: Eukaryota; Metazoa; Chordata; Mammalia; Chiroptera; Vespertilionidae
Gene: ASCC1
Product: activating signal cointegrator 1 complex subunit 1
Exons: 11
Coding region: 260-1333 (357 amino acids)
Biological process (GO): DNA alkylation repair; regulation of DNA-templated transcription
Cellular component (GO): nucleus
Molecular function (GO): RNA binding
Source: RefSeq, a predicted model, not a curated record
UCGUGGCCCUGGGAGGCAGAUGACUGUGCUGUCGUAACCCCGACUCCCUUCUUCCAGAGCUCCUGGUCUGAGGCCCACCUGGGCAGGAAAGCCUUUGUGGAGAGCCUUUUUUUAUUUUUAACAGAGGUCCUGGAGACAUCAGGGUAUUGCUAGUUAUGCUCCCUCUUCUCCGCUCAAGUCUCCUUUUCGUGGUUAUUUCUCACAACACGCAAUGUCUCCUGGGUUCUGACUUCACUGGACUAUUGUUUGGGAACGUAGCAUGGAAGUUCUGCGCCCGCAGCUUAUAAGAAUUGGAGGGCGGAUUUAUAGGAAGAAUCCCAUUCAAGAGCAGACUUACCCACAUGAAGAAGAGGAGGAGGACUUCUAUCAAGGCUUCGUGGAGUGUGCAGAAGAGCCCUGUGAUGGCUACGAGGUGGUACAGACCCAGCAAGGCUUCCAGUGUACCGUGAAGGCCCCCAGCCUGCUCUACAAACAUAUAGUUGGAAAGAGAGGGGACACUAAGAAGAAACUAGAGGUGGAGACCAAAACUUCUAUUAGUAUUCCUAAGCCUGGACAAGAAGGAGAAAUUGUAAUCACUGGCCAGCAUCGAAGCGGUGUAAUUUCAGCCCGGACUCGGAUUGAUGUUCUUUUGCUCACUUUUAGAAGAAAGCAGCCCUUCACUCACUUUCUUUCCUUUUUCCUCAAUGAAGCUGAGGUUCAGGAACGAUUCCUGAAGUUCCAGGAGGAAGUACUAGAGAAGUGCUCCAUGGAUCAUGGAGUUGAUAGCACCAUUUUCCAGAAUCCCAAAAAACUUCACCUAACUAUUGGGAUGUUGGUACUUUUAAGUGAGCAAGAGAUCCAGCAGACAUGUGAGAUGCUAAAGCAGUGUAAAGAGGAAUUCAUUGACGACAUUUCUGGGGGCAAACCCCUAGAAGUAGAGAUGGAAGGGAUAGAAUACAUGAACGAUGAUCCUGGCAUGGUGGAUGUUCUUUAUGCCAAAGUUCAUAUGAAAGAUGGCUCCAACAGGCUGCAGGAAUUAGUUGAUCGAGUCCUAGAACGUUUUCAGGCAUCUGGACUAAUAAUGAAAGAGUGGACUAGUGUGAAACUCCAUGCUACCGUCAUGAAUACUCUGUUAAGGAAAGAUCCCAAUGCUGAAGGCAGGUACAAUAUCCACACAGCAGAUGGCAAAUAUAUCUUCAAAGAAAGAGAAUCAUUUGAUGGCAGAAACAUCUUAAAGCUGUUUGAGAACUACUACUUUGGUACCUUAAAGCUUAAUUCAAUCCACAUCUCUCAGCGGUUCUCAGUAGACAGCUUUGGAAACUACGCUUCCUGUGGACAAAUUGACUUCUCCUGAGGGCAGCAGCAAGAGGAACAAUGAUGCUAUCAGCAGGACUGUGCAGUUUCCUGGGAAAAUGUCAGCUGCAGAAGGUCCCGGCAGUCCUUGCCUGCAGACCAGCAGAGGGAGGGAGCUCAGCACAGCUUUGCCCCACCCUUUGUCCUGCCACUGCUCUGGUGCCAGGGAGCUCCAGCCUGGCUCUCACCUUCCAUCUCUUCCUCCUCCUCCCCCUCCUCCUCACAUUCUUUCUCCUAACAUGUCCUCUCUGCUUCAUUCCUUGUUCUUCCCUUGCUUCUUACUUUCUGUUUCAGAAGUUUGGUUCUGGGCCCUGUGUGAGGCCACUACAUGGUGGUAGUUCUGUAUAACAGAUUUGCUUAUCACUGUGACUGCACAGGUCAUUUCUGAAUAAAUGAAUUUCCAAAGUAA